Lepisosteus oculatus (spotted gar) is the source of this 1289-nucleotide messenger RNA. RefSeq names its product hepatic lectin-like. Lineage: Eukaryota; Metazoa; Chordata; Actinopteri; Semionotiformes; Lepisosteidae. Gene Ontology annotation, molecular function: signaling receptor activity. The record is from RefSeq and is a predicted model, not a curated record.
AGGGCUGAGUUCUGCAGCCAAGGUCGGAACAGGCAGCACAGGAGACAGACAGGAGAACCACUGGCAACAGGAGACAAGAGGACAGUGCCUGGACAUUCGCAGUGCAGCUGCUAUUCUGUUGGUGAGGAAGAGGAGGGACAUCCCAUACAGUGGAGACAGAGACUCACCCAGCUCAGGGCACCACAGUCCUCUCCACGAAGCGCUGGACACUGACCACGACCUCUGCACCCCGCGUUUCCUCUCUUUUCUCUCAGAACAGCAAUGGACCGUGACGAUGGCUAUAACAAAUUCCAUAACACAGAGCUGGAGACCAGUUACCAUGGUAACAGCCUCUUCUCGCAUGCAGGGAAACGCUGGCCCUGCCUGCUGCAUACAACUCUCCUUAUGCUGCUGCUGGUCCUACUGCUUCUCACGGGACUGAAGUUCUCUUUAGUCCAGCAGGAGGUCGCAGAGGUCAAGCUCCUCCUCCUGGGCAUGAACUCCUCAAAGGCAGAGCCUCAGGGUGCCACCCUCAAGCAAACAGUGCUCCCUGGACAACCCUGUCUGUGCCCUGCAGCAGUAACCCUGCUCCUCAGGUACACUGCACAGCCAGCUCCACUCUUUGCUCUUCCUCUCCCAGCAGGACUGGCAGUUUCCUACACUGAGGGAGGGGACUGUGGUGAGGGCUGGAUCCAGUUCAAGAUGAGCUGCUACUUGAUGGCCACUCAAAAGAAUAGCUGGCAUGAUGCACAGACUGCAUGUGUGCAAGAGAGAGCGCACCUGGUGGUCAUCAACACUGCAGAGGAGCAGGAUUUCUUCUCUGAACAAGUGGACAUUGCAGUGAGGCAGGUCUUCUGGAUCGGGCUACACGACAGGAGUGAGGAAUCCAAGUGGGAGUGGGUAGACGGCACAGACUUCAGCUCCACCCCACAUUUCUGGGACCUUGGCCAGCCUGACAACUGGCAGUACUCUAAUCUCGGGGAAGACUGCGUGCAGUUGCAUCGCUAUGCCAUAGAGCCAGGGCGCUGGAAUGAUGCAAACUGUGACCUUCGCUUCCGCUACAUCUGCGAGAGGGAGAGGAAAUAAAGAAUAGUGCCCCCUAUCACCCAGCACAGGAACAACAAACAACAGGAACUAGUGUCAUACAACCCCAAUCGAUUUUUAAAUCAGUUUUACUCUUAUAUGCCGCCAAAGAAACACAUCUGCUUCCUUUGUAGAAUCAAUAAAAAACACGACUGAGCUGCAUGAAGUUUUGCUCUUUUAUUGUGAAAUCCUCGACAAUUAUAAAUAAAGACAGAGAAGCAAAUGAA